Molecule: messenger RNA, 480 nt
Organism: Zophobas morio
Lineage: Eukaryota; Metazoa; Arthropoda; Insecta; Coleoptera; Tenebrionidae
Gene: nanos
Product: nanos homolog 3
Exons: 2
Coding region: 1-480 (159 amino acids)
Biological process (GO): negative regulation of translation; oogenesis
Cellular component (GO): perinuclear region of cytoplasm
Molecular function (GO): mRNA binding; zinc ion binding
Source: RefSeq, a predicted model, not a curated record
AUGAAGGGCUCCGAAGAAUUUCCCUGUGUCUCGGCGGCACAAUCCGACACUGACCGGGACGCUCCCCAUUUUAUGGAUGUGUAUUUCGUAAGAUUUUAUGGGCCGAUAUUGGCUCAUUACCACAAGUCAUCUUCGCCCUUCUCCCCAAAGAACACCAACAAUGUGCCAAUUAACAACCACCAACACCCACCAUCCCCUUUAAGAAGCAUAGAAAAUAUCAACACAAGAUUAUUAUGUACGCUAUGUCGAAAAAAUGGAGAACCGCCCGAAGUUUUUUUUUCGCAUUGUCUGAGGUCUGUGGACGGGAAAAUUAUGUGUCCUGUUUUAAGGAAACAUAUUUGUGAUUUGUGUGGGGCCACUGGAGAUUACGCACACACGAGGUCCCACUGCCCCCAGUUUAAUUCCGAAAAUGUGCGACCGACACCAAAGUACAGGAUUUUGUCGAACGGGAAGGCCACAAGAAUUAUUAAUCAUAAAUAA